Molecule: messenger RNA, 762 nt
Organism: Penicillium olsonii
Lineage: Eukaryota; Fungi; Ascomycota; Eurotiomycetes; Eurotiales; Aspergillaceae
Source: the annotation of a GenBank genome assembly
AUGGCGGUUCCGGAAUAUAACCGGGCUUCGCUGAUCGCCCGUUGUACAAACCCGCUUCCUGAAAAUGUCAUCAGCCAAUAUGGAAAGCGAGUCAUCAGGGUAUCCGAUCACGAAGUGGUAAAAUGCGGACCAGAUGUAACGAAAGAAGAAGCUGAUAAUCAAAGAAUCGCCCAUGGGCUCUUGGAAAACCGCCUAGUUCGUGUUCCGCGUGUGUUUGAUUUCUUUUCUGAUGAGCAAGACUGUGGCUAUAUUGUUAUGGAGUACAUUGAUGGCACAGUGAUGGAUCCGGCAGACGAUUCAGCCCUUCGAAAAGUUGCUGACUUGAUGGAUUAUUUUGCAACAUUACGGCACACUAAUCCUAGCUCUCUAUGCGGAGGGCCGUGCCGCGGCAUUCUCUUUCCUGAAACCGAAGAUUUGCUAUUCGACAAUCUUGACCACAUGGAGAGGUGGUUUAAUAGCCGUCUACUGCCAAGCGACCCGAAUAUCUCUUUCCAAGGCUGUGACCUCGUGUUCUGCCAUUUAGAUCUCGCGCCUCGGAAUAUUCUGCUGCAAAAAGAUGGAACUAUAUGCCUUGUGGAUUGGGCGUCUGCCGGUUACUAUCCGAGAUUGUUUGAAUUUUUCGCGCAGUGGAUCUUCGAAGGAAGAAACGACAGCUUUAAUCCUCCUCUAAUGGACUUAGUAAUCCCAUUGUCGGCCAUAGAGAUGGCAUCAAAAGAUUCCUUUCUACGCGCGUGGCGAAAUAUCCAAAGAUAUGCGUUGUAA